AAUAAAAAGAAAAACUAUUUAAACAGUAAGCAACGGGUGGCCUAUCUUAAUGUCUUGAAUUUGUGACUGAACCCGUUCAAAUUGGGCAAACUAAAAAUUAGUUUUAUCGUUAUUAGUUAGAUACCUAGGUUUAGUGUGUUGCAUGCAGUAUGAAACAAAAAGCUGCAUUAUUUUUGGCUCUAUUAUUUGUUUUCUGGACCCCUGCAGCUGAAGCACAGCUUUAUGUAUUCGUAGGAAAAUUAAUUGAUUUUCUUUUAAACGCAUCAAGUAUACAAUCAGUUUUAUUUCCAUUAUAUCCCGAUCGACAAUUGGAAAUUACUUUCAAAAACAAAUUCGACUUCAUCAUAGUUGGAUCUGGACCAUCCGGAUCAGCAUUAGCCAGUAGACUGACGGAAAAUCCAAAUGUUAACGUUCUUCUGUUGGAAAAUGGAGAACAAGCUAGUAUAUUAACUGAAAUACCACUUAUAGCAGGUGCUUUCGGAAGUACUUUAUACCAAUGGGGGUAUUUGACGGAGCCUCAGCCUGGAUUUUGUAGAGGUUGUACUAACCACCAAAUUAAAUGGGAACACGGUAAUGCUUUGGGAGGCAGUACCAUUAUAAAUUAUAUGAUUUAUGUAAGGGGAAAUCGUAGAGACUAUGACAACUGGGCUGAUCAAGGAAAUCCUGGAUGGGGCUAUGAUGAUCUUUUGCCGUUAUUCAAGAAAAUUGAAGAUGUUCACGUUGCCAUUAAGGAUGACGCUUAUAGAGGCACUGGAGGACCCGUGACUGUGACUGAUGUUGCAUGGAGGACAAAAGUUUCCGGGGCUUACGUUCAAGCGGCUCAACAGGCUGGUUACAGUUACGUAGAUUAUAAUGGAAAGGAACAACUGGGGGUAUCUUAUGUACAAGCAACAACUAGAAAUGGUAGACGAGACAGUGCCGAAAAAGCCUACCUAAGACCAAUACGCAACAGAAAAAACCUUAAAAUACAAACAAAGUCCAAAGUUACCAAAGUUCUCAUUAAAGAUAACGCUGCUUACGGCGUUGAAUAUUCCCAUAAUGGAAUUAGACACAAAGUUUAUGCAACAAAGGAAGUUAUUUUGUCUGCAGGAGCUUUAAAUUCUCCUCAAUUACUUAUGUUGUCUGGAAUAGGACCAAAGGAAGAUCUAGAAGCUUUAGGUAUAAACGUAAUUAAAGACCUACCAGUGGGAAAGAAAAUGUACGAUCAUGCCACUUUCCCGGGUUUAGUUUACACACUAAACACAAGUGUUUCAAUAAAUACGAUCAAUGAAAUCUUGAAUCUGGCCAAUUAUCCAGGUUUCCUUUUAGGAAGAGGAUUUUUCACUUCUAUAGGUGGUGUAGAAGCUAUCAAUUACGUCCAUACAAACAUAACGGCCGGUUCAGAUCCUGAAUAUCCAGACAUGGAAUUAUUGAUUAUUGGAGGAUCUCUGGCAAAUGAUUAUGGAAUUGUUUUUAGAAAUAUGUUUAACGUACCACCUAAGAUUUACGAUAAACUAUUUAAACCUUUGGAGAACCAGUAUACAUACCAGUGUACUCCAGUAUUACUUCAUCCAAAAUCAUACGGUUCGAUAAAACUAAGGUCAAGCAAUCCGUUUGAUCAUCCGAAAUUUUAUGCUAACUUUUUUUCAGAUUCAGAAAAUGAGGAUAUUCGCAAGUUUAUUGUAGGUAUACGGGAGUUCCAAAGGGUUAACUCAAUGCCGGCUUUACAAAAAUUUGGUGCUCGUUUGGUCGAGACUCCAAUACCAGGUUGUGAAAAAGAAACAUUCAAUACGGACAAAUAUUGGGAAUGUGCUUUAAGAACAGUGAUAGCCAGUUAUUACCAUAUGGUAGCAACAUGCAAAAUGGGUCCUGAAACGGACAGCGAAGCAGUAGUCGAUAGUCAACUCAGGGUUUAUGGAAUAAAGAAAUUAAGAGUGGUUGAUACCAGUGUGAUACCUAUACCACCUUCGACGCAUAACAUGGCACCAGGUUAUCUUAUCGGGGAAAAAGGGGCUGUUAUACUUAAAAAGUUAUAUAAUAUCUAAAAUAUCAUAGUAGUCGGGGAGGUAGCGUCAAGUUUGACCAGAGUAUUUUAGCAUGGCUGUUUUUUUUAUUUAGUUAGGUGUUUUAAAGCUUAUUAACAAAUGAUGUGUCAGCUUGCCCAAAAUGGGGUCUUUUAGGCAAGAAAAGAUAAAAUAUGAAAGUAGAUGAAAAAACCUUACAACUUAUAUGUCAAAUAUUUAUCUCCAUGCAUUACAUCCAUAAUGGCCUAGUGGUUCGAAUACCUGGCUCCUGGCUUUCACCCAGGCGAGUCGGGUUCGGUUUUAAAAACCAAAAGGAUUUCCGACGCCGGGAAUCGAACCCGACUCGCCUGGGUGAAAGCCAGGAACCAAGUAUUCGAACCACUAGGCCAUUAUGGACGUAAUGCAUGGAGAUAAGUACUAUCUACCAAAAUAAAGUCAUAGAAUCCGUACUAAAAUCAUCGUAAAAGUUUGCCACUACCUCCUAGACUAUAGUUUAAGACAUUGAUGUUGUUGCCAUUUUAUGUAAAAGACGUGUAAAAUGACGUAAUAAAGAAGUGUAAAUAUAUUUUAUAUAAAAUUGA
Messenger RNA from Diabrotica virgifera virgifera (western corn rootworm), 2584 nucleotides. RefSeq names its product glucose dehydrogenase [FAD, quinone]-like. Gene Ontology annotation, molecular function: flavin adenine dinucleotide binding; oxidoreductase activity, acting on CH-OH group of donors. The record is from RefSeq and is a predicted model, not a curated record. The coding region runs from base 150 to 2024 and encodes 624 amino acids. The transcript is spliced from 9 exons. Lineage: Eukaryota; Metazoa; Arthropoda; Insecta; Coleoptera; Chrysomelidae.